This is a messenger RNA of Cokeromyces recurvatus, 387 nucleotides long. RefSeq names its product actin-related protein 2/3 complex subunit 5. The record is from RefSeq and is a predicted model, not a curated record. Gene Ontology annotation, cellular component: actin cytoskeleton; cytoplasm; Arp2/3 protein complex. The transcript is spliced from 4 exons. Gene Ontology annotation, biological process: Arp2/3 complex-mediated actin nucleation; regulation of actin filament polymerization. Bases 1 to 387 code for a protein of 128 amino acids. Gene Ontology annotation, molecular function: actin filament binding. NCBI's taxonomy places the organism in Eukaryota, Fungi, Mucoromycota, Mucoromycetes, Mucorales, Mucoraceae.
AUGUCGUGGCGUAGAAUUGAUAUUGACCAAUAUGAUGAAGAUGCAUAUACAGAAAACGAAUUCCUUUCUGAAUUUGAAACAGGAUUAACACCUGAGCAAGUUAUGUCUGCUACUCAAACACGAAGCACUGAUGUUCGUAAUUUACUUACAAGAGGCGAUUUAAAUAAUGCUUUAACACGUGCUUUGGAGGACCCACCUUAUGGCCAAAAUCUCGAAUUAGCAAAGACCGAAAGUACAAAAACAGUUACAGAAGUCUUAAACUUAUUCCGUGCAAGUGACAUAUCUCAAAUUGUCAAAUCUCUUACUCAUGAACAACAAGAUUUAGCUGAGGUUGCUGGAAAUGGUUGCAUUGUUCGUGUAAUGACUGAUAAACGUACUGUUUUUUAA